Molecule: messenger RNA, 1221 nt
Organism: Penicillium macrosclerotiorum
Lineage: Eukaryota; Fungi; Ascomycota; Eurotiomycetes; Eurotiales; Aspergillaceae
Product: putative translation elongation factor eEF-1 subunit gamma
Exons: 3
Coding region: 1-1221 (406 amino acids)
Biological process (GO): translational elongation
Cellular component (GO): nucleus; cytoplasm
Molecular function (GO): translation elongation factor activity
Source: RefSeq, a predicted model, not a curated record
AUGGCCUUCGGCAAGCUCUACGGUCUCCCGACCAACCCUCGCACCAUCUCCAUCCUGGUCGCUGCCAAGCACAACGACCUUGAUGUCGAGCUGGUUCAGACUGAGCCCAACAGCGCCGCUGCUUUCAACGCCGGUGCUGAGUACCGCAAGAUCCAGCCCCUUGGCAAGAUCCCUGCUUUCGAGGGUGCCAAUGGCUUCACUCUCUCCGAGGCUCUCGCCAUCGCCAUCUACGUGACCUCCCAGAACGAGAAGACCACCCUUCUCGGAAAGACCAAGCAGGACUAUGCUUCCAUCGUCCGCUGGAUGUCUUUCGCUAACGGCGAGCUCCUCCCCCGCCUUGGCUCCUGGUACCGCCCCCUCCUGGGCCUCGAGGGCUACAACAAGAAGACCGUCGAUGAGGCCGCCAAGGCUGCCCUCAAGGCCACUGACGUCCUCGAGACUCACCUCACUGCCAACACCUACCUGGUCGGUGAGCGCAUCACCCUGGCUGAUAUCUUCACCGCCGCUCUCAUGACCCGCGCUUUCGCCAACGUCCUGGACAAGAAGUUCCGUGAUGCCAACCCCGCUGUCACCCGCUGGUACAACACCAUCGUCAACCAGUCCGCCUUCAAGGCUGUUGUCCCUGAGGCCAAGCUCGUUGCCGAGUGCAUCAAGUACACUCCCCCCAAGAAGGAGGAGAAGCCCAAGGCUGCUGCUCCCGCCGCUGAGGAGAAGCCCGUCGAGGCCCCCAAGCCCAAGCACCCCCUCGAGGCUCUUGGCAAGCCCACCCUCAUCCUUGAUGAGUGGAAGCGCCAGUACUCCAACGAGGACACUCGCCCCGUUGCCCUCCCCUGGUUCUGGCAGAACUUCAAGGCCGAUGAGUACUCUCUCUGGAAGGUCGACUACAAGUACAACGAGGAGCUCAAGCUCACCUUCAUGGCCAACAACCUGAUCGGUGGCUUCCACGCUCGUCUUGAGGCCUCCCGCAAGUACCUCUUCGGUGCCCAGGGUGUCUAUGGUACCAACUACAACUGCGUCAUCAAGGGUGUCUUCAUGACCCGUGGUCAGGAGUUCGCUCCCGCCUUCGAUGUCGCCCCCGACUGGGAGAGUUACGACUUCGUCAAGCUCGACCCCAGCUCCGAGGCUGACCGCAAGUACGUUGAGGACAUGUGGGCCUGGGACGUCCCCGUCACCGUUAACGGUGAGGAGAAGGCCUUUGCCGACGGCCACGUCUUCAAAUAA